UCCUCCUCCUUCUCGUCUGUAGUUGUUGGAGUCGCAGCCUGAGAACACGACAGUGAGAAAGAGAAGAGGAGCAUCAGUGAAACUGGGAGAAUCUUGAAUUAACAGAAUCUGAUUGGUCGGUAGUUGGACUGCUGACUAGCUUUGAUCUCUUAUCUGGAACUUCACCUGCUCCGGAGAAGCUCAGCUGCUCAGCAUCAGUUACCACGAGGAUUUGACCCAGUUAGAAGAGAACCAGCUUGGUAGGACAGAAAACCCGAAGGCCGCUGACUGUCAGUGAUGGAGCUGAAGGUGUGGGUGGAGGGUGUGGUCAGAGUGGUGUGCGGCCUAUCGAUAGACACUUCCUGUCAGGACGUGGUGAUAGCUCUCGCACAAGCCACUGGUCAGACGGGUCGUUACAUCCUCGCGUUAAAGCUACGAGGGAGCGAGAGACAGCUGGUUGCUGACGAACGUCCUCUGCAGUGUCUGUCCCAGCUGGGACAACUGGCUACAGAGGUGCAGUUCAUUCUGCGGAGGACCGGCCCAAGUCUCGGUGUGGGACAAGAAGACACACCGACCACAGAGCGACGUCUUCACAGACCUCCAGAACCGGGGCCCCUCAAACACAGGAAGCCUCACAAGUCCCUCACUUUCAAUCUGGGUCCCUCAGCUUUUUCCCAUGGGUCUCAACCGAACAAGGCCCGGGCUGCGUCGCCCGGGGCCUCACCAGAACCACGGGCUUCCCCCGUCUCGCUCGUGGACGCGACCAACCCUGUGGACCCCUCCAAAGAGGAGGUGUUCGGGCGGGUUCUGCAGCAACAGAGGAGGCUGCAAGAGCUGGAGCUUCAGCUUCACUGUCUGCAGAGGGAGACACACGUGUGGGAGCAGGAGAGCUGCUCCGCCACGGCCCCGAGUCCGACUCCGGUCCGGACGGAGGAACUGCAGGAACUGGAGCGGCGGCUGAGGGAGAACGAGGCCGAGCUGGUGCACACGGCACGCUGGGAGGCGGAGUUACAGGCGGAGACGGACAGAGAACAAGAUUUGCGCAGACGUCUGCGCCAGACGCUCUCGUCGGUGGACGAUCACAGCCACGAGACGGAGGAGCUGCGAGCCCGUUCUGCUCAUCUGGAGCACGACGUACGACCGGCGGCCCACAGACGGAGCUCGAGGGCAGCGGCCCGGCAGCAGCAGGAGACCCUGAGGCCCCUGAGGCAGGAGCUCCGACACCGCCUGCAGCAGGGAGACCGGCUGGACGCGACAGUGUCCGAGACGCAGGAGGAGCUCCGAGCUGCAGGGGACACGCUGCAGGACAGACGGCAGCUGAUCGAGGAGCUGAACAAGGAGCUGAGACAGUGUAACCUGCAGCAGUUCAUCCAGCAGACCGUCGGUCCGCACGGCGACCACGCCGCCCCGCCGCCCGCCACCGAGCUUUACCUCAGCGUCGCCGGUGUCGUGGAGUAGGAGGAGCCGGAACACGUCACCGUACGUCAACUGAACCGUGUGUUAGCAUCCUGGUUCUGUUUUUACAGCCUCGUGUUUGUGAGAGUGAAGAAGAACUCAGUUUCACUCUCUGGUGAAAAACGUUUUGGAGAUUUUGAUUAAUGCAAAGUCAAAUAAACAGAAAGAAAAAAAAUCA
Molecule: messenger RNA, 1612 nt
Organism: Scophthalmus maximus (turbot)
Lineage: Eukaryota; Metazoa; Chordata; Actinopteri; Pleuronectiformes; Scophthalmidae
Product: ras association domain-containing protein 7-like
Exons: 6
Coding region: 277-1437 (386 amino acids)
Biological process (GO): signal transduction
Source: RefSeq, a predicted model, not a curated record